Messenger RNA from Cyanistes caeruleus (blue tit), 945 nucleotides. Lineage: Eukaryota; Metazoa; Chordata; Aves; Passeriformes; Paridae. The record is from RefSeq and is a predicted model, not a curated record.
AGGAAUUUUUCCCGGCCGCCUCCCCCUGGAUCCCGGCCCUGGCGCUGCUCCUCACCCUGGCGCUGUUCCUGCUGCUGGCGGCCGCGCUCCGACUGCGCUGGAACAGCCGGAUCCUGGCUCAGGAGCGAAAAAACCAGCGGGAGAUCCAGGAGGAGAUCGAGGAGCUCAAGAUGGAGCUGGAGGAGGAGAUUGCAAAAUUCCAGAGGGAGCAGCAGGAGAUGGAGGCAAAACUCGAGCGGAUCCAGGGCCCUCUGGUCUUCAGACGGGCCCAGAGUCACGCGGUGUCGCUGACUCCGGACGAGCGCUGCCCGGCGCCGGAGCUCCGGGGGAAUUCGGGGAUCCCGCGCUCGGCUCCCGGCUCCCGGCGCCGCCCCGAGGCCGCGGCCGUGGCGCGGGAAGGAUUUUCCCGAGGGAAGCACUACUGGGAAGUGGAGCUGGGCUCCGGCUCCGGCUGGGAGCUGGGAGUGCUGGCGGAGGAAAUCCGGGAUUCCCUCCGGGAUGAUUCCGUUCCCUCGGUUCCGGAGGAGAAGGUGGCGGGGCUGGAAUAUUCCCAGGGGGAAUUCCGGCUCCCCGGCGGGAAGCUGGAGCGGAAUUCCGGGCGCUGCCGCGUGCUCGGGCUGUUCCUGGACCAGGAAAACGGAGUUCUCUCCUUCUUCGACGUCGAGGAAAAGCAGCUCCUGGGAUCGCUGCCCUUGAGGAUUUCUGGGAAUCUCUUCCCGUUCUUCAGGCCGGGAUGGGACGGGAAUGUUCUGGGAAUUCGCCCGGUGGGGGUUUGAAAUGGACGGGAGAGACGUCGGGAAUUGUCAGUGUUAAAAAUUAAAUUUCUUGUUAAAUAUUCAAAUUGUGCCAUUGUAAUAUUCCAGUUGUUUCCUGACACUGAUCCUGACCCCCAGCCCUGAUCCUGAAACUGGUCCUGAAACUGAUCCUAAUCCUGAUCUUGAUCCU